Myripristis murdjan (pinecone soldierfish) is the source of this 2622-nucleotide messenger RNA. It is a transcript of the gene arsg, whose product is annotated as arylsulfatase G. Gene Ontology annotation, molecular function: arylsulfatase activity. Lineage: Eukaryota; Metazoa; Chordata; Actinopteri; Holocentriformes; Holocentridae. The record is from RefSeq and is a predicted model, not a curated record. Bases 138 to 1730 code for a protein of 530 amino acids. The transcript is spliced from 11 exons.
UGAGAUCGACUCACUUGGUGCCUAAGUGUUUGGAGUUGCUCCGUCUCUCAUUCAGGAUACUUGACUGUGAAGUGGUGUGGUUCAGUUGGGCAAAAGAUCACACUGAUCAUCUGCUGGGUCACGGGUUUUGACACAAAAUGACAGCGGGUUUUAGCCUGCUGCUUCUGUCCGGGACACUGCUCUGUGGACUGCUGCUGCACACAGUGAGCCGGCGUGGGGCCAGGCCUGAACAGCCCAGUAAGAGACCCAGUUUUAUUCUCAUACUGGCAGAUGAUAUAGGUUGGGGUGACCUGGCUGCCAAUCAGCCUGGAGAGAGAGCAAACAACACGCCUCACCUUGACCUGAUGGCUCAGCAAGGAAUGAGAUUGACAGACUUUCACUCCCCAGCCUCAACCUGCUCCCCGUCCCGUGCCGCCAUCUUGACGGGCCGCUACGGCCUAAGAAACGGGGUGACUCAUAACUUCGCUGUGGGCUCUGUGGCAGGCUUGCCACUGUCCGAAGUCACCUUGGCCCAGCUGUUACAGAGGGCCGGAUAUUACACCGCCAUGAUAGGGAAAUGGCACCUCGGCCACAACGGGCCAUACGGGCCAACUAACAGAGGUUUUGACUAUUACCUGGGAGUUCCUUACAGUAAUGACAUGGGCUGUACUGAUAUGCCUGGGUAUGACAUGCCCCACUGCGUUCCCUGCUCCAUGGGUACGCAGGUAUACAGGUUGAAGAGGAGUGUACACGGCGGCUGUUAUUCCAAAGUGGGCCUUCCUCUGCUUGAGAACAGCAGCAUCGUGGAGCAGCCUCUGGAUCUGUGGGCACUAACACAGCAGUACAAAUCUGCUGCACUCAAGAUCAUAAACAAUGCAAGGGAGCGAGGACAGCCCUACCUGCUCUACAUUGCUUUGGCCCACAUGCACGUCCCCCUGGCCCCUCCCCUCCCUCUGGAUGAUGGCCGAGUGUACGCUGCGAGCCUGCGAGAGAUGGACAGCCUGGUGGGAGCAGUGAAGACGGCCUCUGAUGCCACAGACAGAGACAACACACUCAUCUGGUUCACUGGUGACAACGGUCCCUGGGAGCAGAAAUGCCAGUAUGCAGGAAAUGUCGGGCCCUUCAAAGGGAAGUGGCAGACCAGCCGAGGUGGGGGUUCAGCUAAGCGGACCACCUGGGAAGGGGGCCACCGGGUGCCAACAGUGGCCUACUGGCCUGGUAAAAUCCCUGCCAACACCACCAGCUCUGCCCUGCUCAGUGGUAUGGAUAUCUUCCCGACCCUGCUGUCGCUGGCGGGGCUGCAGCCUCCCUCAGACAGACGUUAUGACGGCAUCGAUGCCACAAAUGUCCUCCUGCACGGUCAGCAGACGGGACGCGAGUUUCUCUGCCACCCAAACAGUGGAGCUGCAGGGAAGUUUGGGGACCUGCAGGCGGUCCGAGCAGGGAAACACAAAGCCUUCUACCUCACAGGUGCGGCCGAGGCAUGCGGCGGCGGCAGGGGGAGGCAGCAGCUCCACAACCCACCUCUGAUAUUUGAUCUGGAAAGUGAUGAGGGAGAGGAAACACCCCUGGACUCCGGCUCACCUGAGUAUCAGAGAGCACUGGACAGGAUUGCCGAGGGGAGGGAGGAGUUAUUAUGGGACAUUGCCACGGACCAGUCGGUCUCCACAGCUGACUACACAACGGACCAAUCGGCAGCCCCCUGUUGUGACCCGCGACACCCUGUCUGCCGCUGCCACAUGCUGGGCUGAGAGUGGGAGGACACACACUCACACACACACACGUAUAGCCUGGAGAAGACACCAGGAUGACGGUAAACAGCCUCAGAGAGCAGAGGAGCAGGCGUUUGAACUCGGCUUUGUUGUUUUUGGCUCAUCCGGCUGAUCUGCGUCUCUGUGAGGACAUUAAUCUGUGAAAAGUGACUAAGAGGGCACAGCGAUCUUCUUGGUAAAGAGACAUUCCCUACCUGCACACACUUUUCUGUACUGUGCACGGAUGGCUUUGUUGCACUAUAUUCCAACAUUUGAAAGCCACGUGGUUUAUUGUUUUUAUGCUUUUGUCUUCUUCUUUUCUUAAUGUGUGUUUUUAAACCUCAUCACCAAUCAUUUACUGCACAGUUCCCAAACCAGUGCUGGGGGACAGAAAAUAUGUACAUUUACAUUAUAAGAUAGCUCUUAUCGAGAGCUACUUACAAUGGACAGUAUAGCUGAGGAGUGCAGUCGGAGCUGUGUGGCCCUCACUGCAAAAUAUUGCUGUUGUCCUGAAGUGAUCAUGUAUGAUUGCAAGUCUUAAAUGUGUGCAAAUUUUUUUUUUAUUGUGUACAAAUGUCACAGCCCAGGUUGGCCAAGAAGAUUGUCUUGCAACUAUGACAAGUCUUAAUGCUGGCUUUGAACACUGAAAACAUUUCAUACCCACAUAGUUUCAGUAAAUCUAGGCACUCAUGAACCUUCUGCACAAUAAUGACUGUACUUUAACUGUAACUGUACAGCUAGUAUCGACAAAUGCAUUGUUAAGGUCUCAGGGAAGAAAUUGGAACUUCUGAAAUAUCCAAAAAAAUGUGAUGAUGUGUGCUACGGUAAGUAUUAAAUAAAAAAAUAAAACUCUCACCAAAUUUACUUGAAUAUAUUGGGUAUUAUUUAUGUG